UUGACUUCUCUGCGGACAGUUGUACAAGUGAGCAUGUCUGUUGAGGAAGGUGGUAGGACAUAGAUAGAGCAGCGGUGAGCAGCAAAACUAAAAUUCCCGACUUCUGAUUCUGAGUGCUCAACAAUGGAAAGCGUAACAGCUACUUCGUCCAUACGCUGCUCUUCUUUCAUUCAAUCCUCAAUCAAUAUCAAUGGCGGAUUCUCUCAACAAAUUUCCCUUCCCCAUUACUCUCACCCUCACACAUGCUUCUCAACUUCUCAUAUUAAACUCCGAAGCUUGAUUUUCCGUCCCAUUCUCCGUCGUCGUCGGUCCUCCCAUUGCUUUAUUUGUUGCAGUAACCAUCGCCAUACUCCCGAUGACCCCUCAUCCGAUCGAAUUGCUGUUCUUCUGGAAGUUGAUGGGGUCCUCAUUGAUGCUUAUCGCUCUGGGAACCGUCAAGCCUUUAAUGUAGCAUUUCAAAAGCUUGGAUUGGACUGUGCAAAAUGGACUGAACCUAUAUACGCAGAUCUUUCAAGGAAGGCCGCUGGUAAUGAGGAAACAAUGCUUUCGUUGUACUUUAACCGGAUUGGGUGGCCAACAUCUUUGCCCACUAGCGAAAAGGAUACAUUUAUGAAAAGCGUGUUAGAGGAAAAGAAGAAGGCAUUGGGUGAAUUUUUGAGGACAAAGAGCACACCUUUACGACCUGGAGUUGAAAAAUUUAUUGAUGAUGCAUGUGAAGAAGGCAUAUGCGUUGUAAUUUUGACAGCAUUGAGUAAGUUUGGGGAAGAGACAGCAAGAGCUAUAGUUGAGAAGCUUGCACCCCAAAGGAUGUCGAAAGUAAAAGUACUUGGGAAAACAGAGAAAAAAGAUAGUUCGUAUGCACAACUUGUACAUGGUGUAGAAAAAUAUUCAGGUCAGGAUGAGAAACUUGCUAAUGAAGCAAGUAAAGCAGUUGCUGGUGAGAAAAAAAGGAUAGCUGAGGAGGUGGCUUCCAUGCUAAAGCUGCAUGUUGACAUCAAUACCGGAACACCUAAAAGUUUGCAGGAGACAGUGACUGCACUUCGAGCAGGCGCAGAAACUGCAGAAGCGCCGAUUGAAAACUGUGUGCUUGUUGCUGGAAGCAAACCUGCAAUCGCUGCUGCUGAGAUUACAGGCAUGCCUUGUAUCGUACUCAGAAACAGCUUGACAUCCCGAGCUGAGUUCCCAUCCGCAGUUGCUGUCAUGGAUGCUUUUGGAGAUGUAGACCUUACAGUUUCUAAGCUACGAUCAAAAUUGUCAAAAUUGUCAUCCUCGUGAUCUGCCUUCUCUCUAUGGAGUUCCAUUUCCUCCCUCUUCUCCUUUCCCGGGCAUUGGAAAGGGUUAGCUUCUCUGUUGAUUUAUGCAAAUUGUAUGCUGCACAAUACCUCAAUGCCUUCAUGUUAGAUGGCUUCCGGCUGUGCUUUGUUGGCUGUCGGCUGUCGGUUAAUAUGUGCAGUAUAAACCUUCAAACGUUAUUGUAACGGAUAUUUAUGUGUUUUUUUGGUUCCUUUUGUUGGUUGCUUAAUGAUAAACUCUGCAUAGAAUUAAUAUUGUUUGUUUAUACCUAUUAAUUUUCAUAAAACUGGAUUAAAUAUACUGUUUUUAAGGCUUUAA
This is a messenger RNA of Amaranthus tricolor (Joseph's coat), 1611 nucleotides long. RefSeq names its product CBBY-like protein. Bases 124 to 1275 code for a protein of 383 amino acids. Gene Ontology annotation, molecular function: hydrolase activity. The record is from RefSeq and is a predicted model, not a curated record. The transcript has 11 exons. NCBI's taxonomy places the organism in Eukaryota, Viridiplantae, Streptophyta, Magnoliopsida, Caryophyllales, Amaranthaceae.